ACUGAAGAUGCUCCGCGUCCACGAACGCGCGGAGCUGCACUCAGCAACCAGCAGCUCCACCAGCGUCUGCUCCUCCUGAGCUGGAAUAAAACAGGUUCCGGCGUCGCUCAGUCGGACCUCGCUCAGCUUCAGGGAGAUGUUCCCGUUGUGCAGAUCGUCAGCGAUCAGAGACGUCCCCUCGAACGCUGGGUUCUUCCUGCUCCUCAGCUCCUGAACCGUGCGCCACACGAAGACGAACCCGGGCCCAGGUCCGGUCGGGUCCACUCCAGCGUCAUGGCGGCUGCGUCCUCUGCAGGGCUCAGCUCACAGGGCAGAACCACGAUGGGCUGAGACGAACCGAGCAGAACCGACGGACCUGGAAACGUCAUGAGGAACCCGUCCUGACAUCCUCUUCAGAGCUCUGUCUGUGGAUGGUUCUGGUUCUGGUUCUGCUGGUUUAGUCUGUAAAUGCUCCACAGCUCGUCAGUAGCUCCAGGUGUGUACUGCUUCUUUUACCUGGAGACGUGUUUCAGCUGGUGGACCACUGUUCAGUCACGUCCCACCAGCUUCAGGUUAUUGUUGAGCUCUCACUCGUUUUCUGUUGAAUGUGAACAUGUUGCUGAUGAACUCAGUGACUCUUGUAGCUAAAAGUGGUUCAUCACUGUCUGACUCAUGGUUGAUCCACAAUGGUCUGACACAUCAGAUCUGUCACAUCAUAUCAAUGAACAAGGAAAUUAUUAUUUUAACUUCCAGUCUCAUUUAAAGUAAAAUAAAUGCUUUUACACAAUAAUGGAAAUGAGACAAAAUGACAGAGUCAGCAACAAAUCAAAUCAAACGGUCUAAAACCAUCGUUUCUGAACAUCAGGGUUUGUGUCUGUUUGUUCCAGCAUCCUCUGUGAUGUUGGUCCAGUGCUGUAACUCGGAACGUCUGUCUGAUGCUGACGACUGCGUCUACGUGAGGCGCAGCUGCUUUAAAGACCGGAGGCACCGCCGUCAAACCUGUCUGAAAAUGCACUGCUCUGCUAUUCUAAGGUUUAUGGCAGAGCACGCAACAGGACGGUCACUGCUUUUUAUUCUUAUAAUGAGAUGAUUAUUUAUUGUUUUGGUCCAAGUGCGUUAAAACUGAAACCUAGUGUUUGACUGAUUGCUUCAUCUGCUUGAACCUCAUCGGUCUGUGAAGUUACAAUAACAUAAAAAAUAAAGCACGAAAGACUGUUACUGAAAAUAUGAAAUACAGCUUUUGUGGUUUUCUUCAACUAGAACAGACCAGACUUCUAUUAAGAAAACAGAAAGAAACGUGCGACGCUGUUUUUUUAUUUUGUUUUUGCGGGUGACGCUUUUUGUUUUGUUUUUACCUUGUUUUUUUUUUGUUUGUUUUUUGCGGGUGACGCCCUUUGUUUUGUUUUUACGCUGUUUUUUUCUUUAUUUUUGGAUUAUGACGCUGGUUCGAUCCUGACUUGAGCAGAGCUCGCGCUCCUCUAAUGAAACCUCCCCGUCUUCUGCCUGCGGGUUCUGUUUCCGGCCUGUUCGCGCAAAAGGCGCAGCUGUUGCGCGUUCUUGGCGAACUGGGGCACCGAGGAACCCCCCCCCCCCCCCCCCCCCCCCCGUCGCCUGCUCACUUUCGUUUUAUUGCUACCGAUGGCGUUUUCUGGGGCGGUCGGAACCGCUGCUAAGCUGAGGCACUGGACCGCGUGUGCGUGUCUGCUCACGUGCUGCUGGGACUGCGUGGCGUUUAGAGAUGAAGGAGUCACAGUGGAGCCGGGAGACGACGUGGUUCUGCCAUGUCGGGAUCCCAGAGGCGGCGCCGUCCAGGGGUCCGAGUGGAGGAGACCCGAACGGGGCGGCGAGGCCGUGUUCUGGCUCAACGGGAGGUGGUUGUACCAUCACCUGUCCUUCAAGGGCCGAGUGGACCUGAGGGACCCAGAGGUGAGGGAUGGGGACGUGUCUGUGGUUCUGAAGAACGUGGACCUGAGCGACGCCGGAACCUACGAGUGUCACGUUAAAGUGGACCAAGGCUUUGAGCUCGUCAGCAGCAUCAGGCUGAGGGUCGCAGCUCCACCUCGUUUAAGAGUGAGGCCCGGAACCGAUGUGACCCUUUCCUGUCACGAUCCGGAAGCUGCUGACAUCGAUCUGUUCAAGUGGAAGAAGCUCAACCCGGAACAAAACGUCUUCAUUUGGCAGAACCAGGAAUCGGACUAUGACUAUGAAGACGAGCUGGACCGAGCUUUUCAUGGUCGCGUGGAGCUGAAGGAGCCAACGAUGCAGAACGGAGACGUUUCAGUGGUUCUGAAGAACGUCAGCGCCAACGAUUCUGGGACGUACGAGUGUCACAUCAGAGACGGCAGCAUGCUGACCCAUCAGCUGAUCAGCACCGUGGUUCUGGAGGUCGACGACUCGGGUGGGUCAGAACCAGGUUUAUGUCCGAACCAGUCAGUUAGUGAGUGAGUCAGAACCAGGUGGGUCGGUGUGUUUGGGUCAGAACCCGGUGGGUCGGUGUGUGUGGGUCAGAACCAGUGAGUCAGUGUGUGGGUCAGAACCAGAUGGGUCGGUCAGAGCUGCAGCUGCUUCCUGUUGUUGAUUGUGAAUUGAUGAAACAUUACGGAUCAGAUGUUGGUGUUUAAACAUGUUGAUGAGACUUUGUAGCAAACAGCUGCUGUGACUGAUGUCAUCAAAGUGGAGGCAAUGGUUCUGUUGGGUUCUAAUGACUCCUGCUGACUCUACUGUGGUUCU
This is a messenger RNA of Betta splendens (Siamese fighting fish), 2709 nucleotides long. RefSeq names its product V-set and immunoglobulin domain-containing protein 8-like. Lineage: Eukaryota; Metazoa; Chordata; Actinopteri; Anabantiformes; Osphronemidae. The record is from RefSeq and is a predicted model, not a curated record. The transcript has 4 exons. The coding region runs from base 1618 to 2424 and encodes 268 amino acids.